AUGUCUUCUUCAGCAGAUCAACCAAACCAGCCAAAACCCAAGAAUGAAUCACAGCAAAACCCCUCCAACACCUCACAAGAGCAAACAAGACCUCUCCCACUCCCCAGCCCCUCGGACGAAUCCGACACAACCAGACUCGACAUGUCCGGCGGCAGCAGUACCGUCAAACUAGACCACAUGGGCCCGUUGGUGGUCAACAAGGACGGCACGCUAUCGCGCAUCAGCAACUGGGGGGAGAUGAGCGAGAUUGAACGGCAGAACACGCUGAGGGUGUUGGGGAAGAGGAAUAUGUUGAGGAGGGAGGCGUUGGAGAAGGAGGGGAGGGAGGAGAAGCAGGGGGAAUAG
This is a messenger RNA of Parastagonospora nodorum SN15, 345 nucleotides long. RefSeq lists its product as hypothetical. Bases 1 to 345 code for a protein of 114 amino acids. NCBI's taxonomy places the organism in Eukaryota, Fungi, Ascomycota, Dothideomycetes, Pleosporales, Phaeosphaeriaceae. The record is from RefSeq and is a predicted model, not a curated record. The transcript has a single exon.